This is a messenger RNA of Girardinichthys multiradiatus, 1335 nucleotides long. RefSeq names its product non-compact myelin associated protein (gene ncmap). Gene Ontology annotation, molecular function: structural constituent of myelin sheath. The transcript is spliced from 4 exons. Gene Ontology annotation, cellular component: paranode region of axon; plasma membrane; Schmidt-Lanterman incisure. Gene Ontology annotation, biological process: regulation of myelination. NCBI's taxonomy places the organism in Eukaryota, Metazoa, Chordata, Actinopteri, Cyprinodontiformes, Goodeidae. The record is from RefSeq and is a predicted model, not a curated record. The coding region runs from base 253 to 717 and encodes 154 amino acids.
UUUUAGACUCUCUCCAUGUCUGCUCUUUAGGUUUCCUAGUUUUAUCGCAGCUGGACCCGUUUUUCUUUCUACUUGAAGCCUGCUCUUUUCUCAUCUGUCUCCUUGAACAGAUCUUCUGUGAUCUUCCAACCCCCUCAGGUGAACUAUGCCUCCUUCAGUCAGCUGACAUAGAGGGGUCCUACACUGCUCAGCGCCCAUCUGGAAAGGACUUGAGCUGAAACCACGGAACAGACAGUUUGGUUAUUGCUGAAAAUGAGUUCAUCUACUUCACCUGUGACCAUCACUACAGCUCCUUCAAACACAACCUCUGUGACAAAGUCUAAAGAACAAAUACUUAUCCAGAGCUCUGGGGCUAUGAUUGCUGUUAUUGUCAUAGGCAUCAUCAUCAUUCUUGCCGUUGUACUCAUCAUCCUGAAGACGUACAACAGGCGGACACAUACAUCUAGACUCCUAGGAGACAGAGCGGGCUCCAGACCUCGUCCAAAGAUGUCCCAGUCUACAGUUAAUGGCAGCGUGCCUCUCAACUCCAUGGGGGUCAACUCUGUGUCGAGCAGCAUCAUCAACUCAAACUCAGCAUCAGAGAAUGGCUUCCAGCUGCCCAGAGUGGAGCUCAGCAGUGCGGAGGGAAAUCACAUGGAGCAGUUCAGCACCACCAGCGACUACAGUGAAUCCACUGUGGUCACCAUACAUGAGACGCCCUCUCAAAUAAACACAUAGCACACAGACUGCAGCUCAAGCUGAAAACGGGCGCUGACUGAUGUUUUACCUUCAAACCUGACCACACACUGUGCUGACUGAAUCCUGUGGGAAUCGGGGAUCUUCGUGUUCUCUUAGUCUGAACACGGACUGAGCCACCGCAGGUGACUGCUCAGAUUACAAGAAGUCCAUAAUGUGCAUCAUGAACAAAGUGGUAUCACAUUCAGGCACCUUGGAUUAUGAAGGACAUUGCAUGAAGGCAAUCUGAUGAAGAACUGCUUUUUUGACUGAUUUCAGUGUUUUCUGAGAAAACAUAAUGUAUUUGAAGAAUGCAGUGAAAUAUGACAGCUAUAGGUAAUGGUUCUCAAACUCUGCUUUUGUCUCUGAGCAUCCAGGAUCGUGUCCAGAGUUUAUUCAGAGACAUCAUAAUCGCAUAUAAAGCAGUGUAUGAUUAGUUUUAAUUAGAUUUUAUAAAUAUGUUUUGGUUAGCAUCUGUCAGCAAAACCACCCAUUGAUGUGAAUCCUUAAUUUGACCCUUAAGUACUUUGCACUUUAUUUUCACUGCUCCUUGUGUAUUUUUUAUUUUUUAUUUUUUGUCUUUCUUUAUGAGUCAUGAUUAUAAAAAAAAAAAAAACAGUG